Caretta caretta (loggerhead turtle) is the source of this 1739-nucleotide messenger RNA. It is a transcript of the gene TEX9, whose product is annotated as testis expressed 9. Lineage: Eukaryota; Metazoa; Chordata; Testudines; Cheloniidae. The record is from RefSeq and is a predicted model, not a curated record.
ACUCGCCCUCCUGCGAUGUGGACCGGCCAGGCCCCGGCAAGCGACGAUUUAACGCCCUUUCCUGCGCGGGGCUGGGUCCGGUUGCCUAGUGAGAGCGACGCUACUCAGCUGCCCCUCAGCAGGGACAAAAUGGCGGCGGGAGGCGGGAGCGGAGUCAGGCGAGGCGUGGGGUGCGGUUCAGCUGGGGUGCGGAAAUCCCACAGGAUCCUGCCCCAUUCUGCAAUGCCAAAGAAGACUUUGAUGCAUGGAGACUUCCUGGCUAAGGAGGAGGAGUACAAGCGACUGAAUGCAGAAUUAGAGGCAAAAACAGCAGAGUUGGUGCGUCAGGCUGAAGAAGUAAUAAGAGAUCAACAAGAGAUACUAUCAAUACCAGUUUCAACACAGGUUAAAUUGUGUGAAGAUGAUGACAAGCAACUGAGAGAUGGGCUUUCUCCUGAACUGCCAAUCCUUACACUUUCGCAUAUUAAGCAACCAAAUAAGAAAUCUGGUUCCAUGUCUACAGCUCAGAACAGACCACACUCUGGCAGUAAGGGAAAGAGAACAACUUCAAGUGCAAAACUAAGAAGCAUUGAUAUACAAGCUGCUGAUGAUGUUGCCGUCCUGGAGGACUUCACAGAUUUUUCUCUUGCAAAGGCAAUUACCAAAAUUGAAGGAAAACUGGAGGAAGGAGACUUGCUUGAAAGUCUAAAUGAUGAUAUUAUUCCAAGUGUAGGAAAUGAAAUUGGAACAGAAGCCCAGAUCAGAUUUCUUAAGGCAAAGCUGCGUGUUAUGCAGGAGGAGCUGGAUACUAUAGUACGUGAAUGUAGUAAAAAGGAUGAUGAGAAUCGGAAUUUAAACUCUCGUGUUAAAGAAACUGAGGAAGAAAGUGCUAGACUCCAGCGAACAAUCAGUACUCAACAGUUUCAAAUUGAAAAGUACAAAAUGCUGUCAGAGGAAGCUAACAGGAAAAAUGAAGGAUUACAUCAACAGCUCACUGCAGUAGAAAAGGAACUAGAGAAUCUAAAGCGCAUACAAAAGCAGGCUUCUACCAGUCAGAGUGCCACAGAAGUUCGCUUAAAUAGGGCUCUUGAGGAAGCAGAAAGGUAUAAAAUGGAGCUGAAUAAAUUGAAGCAAAGCAAUAAGGACAUAGCCAACCAAGAGCACAAAAAACUGGAAGAACUAAAAAUAGCAAACAAGAGACUGGAGAAGCAAAAAGGAGAGCUAAUGACAGGUUUCAAGAAACAGUUAAAGUUAAUUGACAUUCUGAAGAGACAAAAGAUGCAUAUUGAAGCUGCUAAAAUGCUCUCUUUCACUGAAGAAGAGUUUAUGAAAGCUCUUGAGUGGGGAAAUUCCUGAUGCCGUGUUCAAUGCCUCUGUUUGAAAAUCAGUUCUGAUUGUAUGCUGUUUUAAAAGUAUUAAUACUUACCACAUAUGUCCAAAUAGAUAAUUUUAAUCAAUUUUACCAGGAUUAAUUUUAGUUUAAAAGUUAUAAUAGGAUAAACAUUUUAAUGUUUGAUUGUAAAUAGUUUUGUGUUGCAAUAUACUUUGAAAUGUUAUUCACCGAACAAUGUAGCAAAGUGACUAAAUGCUCUAUAUUCUCACUGACUGUAAUGGGUUAGGCAAGCAGUAGGGAGAGAAGAACACAUUGUAUAAACAUCUGUUUUGGUUACCAAUUUUCUGUUUUCAUACUGAUUGUUUGAAACUGUAGUUGAGAUAAGAUGAAAAAUACUGCUGUCCAAAUAAAAGGUAAUGUUUAUAUA